AUUCUCCCCCACUCUUCAAGCAAAGCACCUUUCACCUUUUUUUUUUUUUUUUUUAUUCUCAAAGACUCAACCUUUCUUUUUAACUUUCUCUCUCUUCCCUCCUUUUGGAAUCUGGGAACCUGUGCUUCUUGUUGCUUACAUUGAGAUCUGUUUCAAAGCUAUGGGUUUUUUUGAAGAAACCUGCACUAACUCUAGGACUUCAAAAAAUGGCUUGAUUGCUCUCUAUGCACCAACCUCUUCUUCAUCUGCAGAUCUCCAUAGUCAUUACAAUGAUGUAAAAACCAAAUCCUUCUUGACAAAAAUGAUUUGGGAUUUUGGUUUAGCUUGUUUUCUUCCUGAUUAUCAAAGGAAAAACGGUUCAGGAAAGAGUCAGAAAAACAAUGGUGAAAAGAAGGGAAGCAAUUUGGAGCAUAAUAAGGCUUGGUUGUUGGCUGAGUCAGGUGGAGGAGCUGAGUUGACAAGCACUGACCCACAAUCAGUUCACUCGUCUUUCAGGUUUAGUUUUUGUUCUCAAGUUGAACUCGAAGCCAUCACUGCAAAUUCUUUGAGUUCAGCUACUGUUUUGAUGGUGAAUUUGGAUAAUGGGGUUAGUGACGAUAGAGCUAAGGAAUUGAAAUGGAGAAGGAUUGAGUCUCUGGAAAGAAGUAUUUCACCAGUCGCCAAGUCUUUGGUCAGAUUCAGCUAUGGUGAAAUUGUUUCAGCUACUAGAAAUUUUUCCAAAGGGAGGGUUUUGGGGAGAGGAGCAUUGAGCUUUGUUUUUAGAGGCAAAGUUGGACUAUUGAAGACGACUGUGGCUAUUAAGAGGCUGGAUAAAGAAGAUAAGGAAUCUGCAAAGGCCUUUUGCAGAGAACUGAUGAUUGCUAGUUCUUUGCAUCACCCAAAUAUUGUCCCUCUAUUGGGGUUUUGUAUUGAUCCUGAGGAAGGUUUGUUUUUGGUGUAUAAGUUUGUGUCUGGUGGAAGCUUAGAACGCCAUCUUCAUGAUAAGAAGGGAGCAAAAGGACGACCUUCAACUCUUCCUUGGUCUGUUAGGUAUAAGGUUGCCUUGGGAAUUGCAGAGGCUAUUGCAUAUCUACACAAUGGAACUGAAAGAUGUGUUGUUCAUAGAGACAUCAAGCCCUCUAACAUUCUUCUUUCUUCCAACAAAACACCCAAGUUGUGUGAUUUUGGAUUAGCAACUUGGACAUCUGCACCCUCAAUCCCAUUCCUUUGCAAAACUGUUAAAGGCACAUUUGGGUAUUUGGCACCUGAGUAUUUCCAACACGGAAAAGUAUCUGAUAAAACUGAUGUUUAUGCUUUUGGGGUGGUCUUGUUGGAGCUGAUAACCGGACGCAAACCAAUCGAGUCAAGACGGCCUCCAGGAGAAGAGAAUUUGGUCCUAUGGGCAAAACCUCUAUUGCAUAGAGGAAUGGCAGCCGUCAAAGAAUUACUCGACCCAAGACUCAAAUGUACAUUGAAAAAUUCAACUCAAAUAGCACGAACGAUACAAGCUGCAGCAGCCUGCAUAAGCAAUGAAGAAUCACGAAGGCCAGCCAUUGAUGAAAUUAUCGCGAUAUUGAGAGGUGAAGAAGAACCAUUCUACUCGAUUAGGAAGAAGUCCAAUUUCUCUGGAAUCAUUGAUUGUUACUCUCAAUUACAACAUUCAAAAAGUGAGAUGAAGAGUCACUUAGCCUUGGCAAUGCUAGGAGUUUCAGAGUUUGAGGAUGACGAUCACCUUUAUUGUCGGUGAAACAUGGAAUCGAUUUUCAUCCAUGGAAAUUUUCACCCACACCCUUUUCUUUGUUGCUUGCUUGACCAGAAAGUUUUAGGCAUUAGAAGAAAAAGAAAAAGAAAAAGUGUUGAAGUGUAAAUAGGAAAAAGGGGUCUGAUGAAAGCUGGUUUGUAUGUACAUACCAUGAUUCCCUCUGCCUCUGUAUUUCUCAUGAAAAACCACUGAUUUUCAUUUGAACGUGUGAUUUUCCAUUA
Molecule: messenger RNA, 1962 nt
Organism: Gossypium raimondii (Peruvian cotton)
Lineage: Eukaryota; Viridiplantae; Streptophyta; Magnoliopsida; Malvales; Malvaceae
Product: probable serine/threonine-protein kinase PBL7
Exons: 6
Coding region: 161-1726 (521 amino acids)
Biological process (GO): protein phosphorylation
Molecular function (GO): protein kinase activity; ATP binding
Source: RefSeq, a predicted model, not a curated record